AUGCCUCAGGAUGAAGAGGACCCAGAGAUGGCCUUUCCCCUCCCAAUCUCAGCAGAGGCUGAAGACAAUCUAGAAUGGAACAUAGGAGAGCCCUUUGAGUCCUUGGAGAAGCUGCAGGGCCUCUCCAGUGGGGAGAAAGGGGAGAAGGCCAUGUUGCGUUCACGCAUCCAUGAACAAUCUCAACUGAUCUGCAUCCUGAAGAAGCGAGCAGAUGACCAGUUCUUGUGCUCCAAGGCCCUUGAACAGCUCAACAUAGAGCUGGAGGAGAUGAGGGCGGCAGAUGCCCUCAGACUGGAGAAUCAGACCCGGCGCAUCCAGCAGCUGGAAGAGCGCUUUAUGGACUUGGCUGCCAACCAUGAGGCGAUGAUCCAUUUCAAAGAUGAACACAAACGUCAGAACACACAGCUGAGGGAAGAAAACCGGCGCCUGCGUCAAGAGAACCAAAAUCUCUUCAGCCAACCUUUGAAAGAGAAAGAAGCAGAGCUGGCCCAGCUCACUUCUCAGCUGGAGACACUCUCUAAGGAAAUGGCGUCUUUAAAGGAAAGUUACAAAGAGGACAGCCAGCGUGCUCAGGAACGAGAGAAAAAGUUUCUGGAAGCCCAGAGCCAGGAAGCCAGAGUCCAUGCUGAGGAAAUGAAGUCCUUGGGAUGCCAACUGGAAAUCUUUAAGGAGAAGCACCAUCAUGUCACCAAGAAGCUGAAACAAGCAGAAAAGCAGCUAAGGGAAACCGAUAGCAAUGUGCAAACCAGGCUGGAAAAGCUGACUAAGGAGAAAGAGGAGUUGCUGAAGUUGGCUAUGGAUCGAGGCAAGGCACUGCAGGAAAAGCAAUGGGAGAUACUGCAACUAGAGAAGAAGGCGGAAGAGAUGGAGAAAGCCAAACUGGCAGCUGAACAGCGCUUUGAGACUGAGGCUGCAUUGGUAAACAGUAAUCUCCGGGUUCGGGACCUUCACCAUCGACUGGAUGGAGCACAACAAGCCUAUGCUGAACUCCAGAUGCAGUUUGAAGCUUACAAGAAGCACAGCACAGAGCUGCUUACUAAAGAGAAAGAGUUAAAUGCCAAACUGCGCCAUUUCAUGGCAUAGUCAGUAGGACUUUGCCACCUACUAAGCUUUGUUACUACCAAGGUGUUGUUGUUUCUGUUGUUGUUGUUGUUGUUGUUAUCUAUUGUAUUUAACAGAAAAAAAUAAAGCAAGCUUUAAUUUUUCAACUGCUGAACACUGCUUUUAAAAUUUACUGCUUAGGCUCAGCCUUAGAAGAACCAUAUUUGUAUGAAGACUCCCAACUUAACAAUUCAUCUCAGAAAAGUGUUGCAUAGAGAAAACAGAUUAAAUAUUGUGAUUUCUAAUUGGGGUUGCCAGAUUUCAGGGCCUGGCUGUGAUUCUUGUUUUCAUCCCCUGGUAGGAGAUGAAGGUGCAAAUUCUCCAGUA
This is a messenger RNA of Sceloporus undulatus (fence lizard), 1428 nucleotides long. RefSeq names its product coiled-coil domain-containing protein 89-like. The coding region runs from base 1 to 1083 and encodes 360 amino acids. NCBI's taxonomy places the organism in Eukaryota, Metazoa, Chordata, Lepidosauria, Squamata, Phrynosomatidae. The record is from RefSeq and is a predicted model, not a curated record. The transcript has a single exon.